This is a messenger RNA of Ilyonectria robusta, 1596 nucleotides long. RefSeq lists its product as uncharacterized. Lineage: Eukaryota; Fungi; Ascomycota; Sordariomycetes; Hypocreales; Nectriaceae. The record is from RefSeq and is a predicted model, not a curated record. Bases 102 to 1460 code for a protein of 452 amino acids. Gene Ontology annotation, biological process: lipid metabolic process. The transcript has 2 exons.
GCCUAGUUAGUUGGUACAAGAAACUGUGAAAGUACUCUCGUCAACGCAGGUUCUGGUUCCUUUUUCUGGUUCCUUCACCUCAUCCUGCAGCCACCCUCGUCAUGGAAAGCCACCUCGUAUUCGACGCGGGACUCACACCGGCAGACCGCGUCGUCCUGGAUUGUCUUGCCGACGACGUGAGAGCGUACACCAAGUCUCAAGAGGCCAGCGGAACCAGCACCGGCACGGAUACUGCUGGAAAUGAGAACGGCUCCGUCAACCUGUCAAAUGCCGGCGGCACAGCUACGCUGCUGAGCCGAGCGCGCCCUCAGCUGCACGACGACACCGAUAGUGUGGAUGCUCUCAAAGCCAAGAACGAUCCCGACCACGCCGAUUUUGAGCCCACCGUCUUCUGUUCCUAUGACUUGAGCUCACUGAAGCUCCCGUUGCCCAUUGAGAAAUAUGUCUUCCAGCCCUAUGUGUCAUGGGCUCGCAAGGCUGUUCGUCAUGAGACAGACGUGGUGAUGCUCACGCACCUCAUCCUCUAUGCCACCACCUCAAUCCCCAGCAUCCUGUACCUCUUCUACAACUUCACAUACGUCCACGCCAUUUUCCAUGUUGUGAUGCAGUUCUACUACAUGGGCACUUACACGUUGAUGAUGCAUCAGCACAUUCACAUGAGAGGCAUCCUGCACAAGAGGUUUUCUCUCAUCGACAAAGUGUUCCCAUUCAUCCUCGAUCCUAUGAUGGGCCAUACCUGGAAUACCUACUACUACCACCAUGUCAAGCAUCAUCACAUUGAGGGCAACGGACCCGACGACUUAUCAUCGACCAUGAGAUAUCAGCGUGACGAUAUCAUUGAUUUCGCUCACUAUGUCGGUCGCUUCUUUUUCUUCGUCUGGGCCGAUCUUCCCUUGUACUUCUUGCGCAAGAACCGAAAGGUCAUGGCUGCUCAGGCUGCAGCUUCCGAGUUUGGGACAUACGGCUUCUACUACGUGGCAAGCCGAAUUGAUGGCCGAGCGACCAUCUUCGCAUACAUGAUGCCUCUUCUCCUGCUUCGCCUCGGCUUGAUGGUGGGAAACUGGGGUCAACACGCCUUUGUUGACGUGGAGCAACCGGACUCGGACUUCCGAUCCAGCAUUACGCUUAUUGAUGUCGCGAGCAACCGAUUCUGUUACAACGACGGCUAUCACACAUCUCAUCACUUGAACCCAUUGAGACAUUGGCGAGAUCACCCGGUGUCUUUCCUGCAGCAGAAGCACAUCUACGCUAAGGAGUGCGCACUGGUGUUCCACAACAUCGACUACUUGAUGGUCACAUUCAGACUCAUGAUCAAGGAUUAUGAGACGCUGGCCAAGUGCAUGGUCCCCUUGGGCGAUCAAAUCCAACUCACGAUGGAGGGAAGAAUUGAGCUAUUGAAGAAGCUCACGCGGAAGUUCACGGAUGAACAGAUCAAGGAGAAGUACCCGCCUAAGAAAUAGAACGGGACCGCUGUGCUUGGCCGGCUUGGCCUGAUCCUGACCUCAAAAAGGUGAAUGCAAUUGGAGCAUCGCGUGCAUAUAGAAUAGCAUCAGAAAGGAGUUGAGGCUGCUAAAAUAUUUAUUGACGUUGUUAUCC